GCUAAUUGCGAUCUGAACGCAGAAGUUACGUUAACGCGGUCUUCUGAAACAUAAACCCGCGACAGGAUGACGUUGCUGAUCGGAUUGUUCCUAAUUGCCAGCUGGACCGGAGUGACCAUCGCUCAACUGCCACCUGGUGUGCAGUCCUGUCCGCGAACCACCGACCUUCCACAAUACGACAGAUGCGUGUUGAAGCAAUUGAACGCGAUCACGCCGUACCUGGCCCAAGGUAUCCCCGCGUUGAAGCUGCCAGCAUUGGACCCUUUGUUCCUGCCGUCGUUGACGGUAGACAGGAACCUGGAGGCGUUGAAGAUCAAGGCGAACAUGAGUCAGAUUCGGGUGUACGGCGCGACCAACUUCGUCAUCGAUGAUCUGAAAUCAAAUCCAAACGAUUUGUCUGUCAGUCUGAAGGUUCAGCUGCCGCAUAUUCAUGUGAACGGUGACUACGACGUUCAGGGAAGAUUGCUGUUGCUGCCGUUGAACGGAGCUGGUAGUUUUAAGGGAAAUUUCACUGACACCGAAGUGCGAGUAAACGCGCAGGGAAAAGAAGUCACAGACAAAAAAGGCGUACAGAGGAUCGAUAUCGACAAGCUCGUGACGAAAAUUCGCGUUGGACACGGAAACAUCAAGCUAAAAGCACCUUCCCAGCACACAGUAGCUGCUGAAGCAGCGGCGACGUUCUUCAACUCGAAUCCACGCUUGGUUCUGGACAUCGCCAGCCCGAUUAUCGAGGACACAGCGGCGACUGUGAGCAGAGCGUUGGCCGCCAGAGCGUUAGGGGCACUCACGAAGGAGGACCUGCUUCCCUAG
This is a messenger RNA of Habropoda laboriosa, 810 nucleotides long. RefSeq names its product circadian clock-controlled protein-like. The transcript is spliced from 4 exons. Lineage: Eukaryota; Metazoa; Arthropoda; Insecta; Hymenoptera; Apidae. The coding region runs from base 67 to 810 and encodes 247 amino acids. The record is from RefSeq and is a predicted model, not a curated record.